AUGGCCUCCGAACUAGCCCGGGCUAGCAUUGCCGAUGUGAGCGAGGCUGUUGUGCCUGCAGAGCCCAUGACGGGCAGCGGCUUCUUCAACCUCGGUAACAUCAAGCCGGUGCGACCAUGGGAGCCUCCCGCAGACGAAGACGUGCCGACGGGACGAGGCGGCAAAGGCUUGUCCAUCCAACGACCAAAAAGCCAGAGUCGCAGCCCGUCACCCACGCAGCCGACGCUGAUGUUGUCGAUGAAGGAGGUGUCGCGACCGUUUCAGAUGCUCAUUGACCAGCUGGUUCAGCAGCACGUCGCCGAGCUUGGGGCGAUGCGCUUCGAACGGAGCUCCGAGCGUCGGAAGACGGAG
Messenger RNA from Symbiodinium sp. CCMP2456, 351 nucleotides. The record is from the annotation of a GenBank genome assembly. Lineage: Eukaryota; Dinophyceae; Suessiales; Symbiodiniaceae.